Dermacentor silvarum is the source of this 2725-nucleotide messenger RNA. RefSeq names its product sodium-coupled monocarboxylate transporter 1-like. The coding region runs from base 513 to 2468 and encodes 651 amino acids. The record is from RefSeq and is a predicted model, not a curated record. The transcript has 15 exons. Gene Ontology annotation, molecular function: symporter activity. NCBI's taxonomy places the organism in Eukaryota, Metazoa, Arthropoda, Arachnida, Ixodida, Ixodidae. Gene Ontology annotation, biological process: sodium ion transport; transmembrane transport. Gene Ontology annotation, cellular component: membrane.
UAUUUAUUUUUCCUAAGGCUGCUCUUCUAUCAGCGGCAUACAUACAUAUUAUGAGCACUACCCUUCUCUAGGCGAAGUUUCGGUGCACUCGGCGCUUCAGGCAAAUGUGUCCUCUGGUCCAGACCGAUGUGGACGCCCCGCGACAGCUUUUGGCCACCCCCAGCAGCAUUUAAACUUUAGGCUAAGCUGUACUAAAUCUCACGAUGUCGUCGUACUUCUUCCGAUAAGGUUGGAUUUCGGCAGAAAUUUCAAGGAAUACUUCCAGCCGGAACUGCAUGCUUGUCGUAUUUGCAAAAUUCUCACGAGACUAUCGGAGUUUCAAGCCGUGUACAAGAGCGUAGGCGACCCACUGGUUGGACGAAACUGUAUUUGGAAGCUGAAUGCAAAAGAUAUCAGUUUCUGCAAGCCUGUAAGCUGAAGAAUUUUAGCUCGGUGCUUCGUAAUUCUUCCAUUGCAAGUGAGAAAACAGAUGAUGUUUUUCAUUGUUCCCGCGGAAUGAGACACACUUUCAAAUGACGAACUUCGGCGGACACUUUGGAGUUUGGGACUACAGCAUCUUCUUCACCAUGCUGCUGGCCUCAUCAGCGAUAGGCAUUUACUACGCGUUCAAGGCUGCGAAGAAGCCGCAGGUGCCUAAAUCAAUGGGAGUUCUCCCGGUCGCUAUGUCGUUGAUCAGCACGUCUAUAUCGCCCGUGGCUAUGCUAGGUAUUCCAGCCGAGAUGUACUUCUACGGCGUCGGGUUUAUCAUGAUACAGGUGGGACUGCUGUUCACGGUCCUCUUGACAAAUUGCAUCUACAUGCCCAUGUUUCACAACCUUGACGUCACCAGCGCUUUCCAGGUAUGUUCUCUUACUGUUACUAAUCGACUCCGUGACGAAUCGGUAAAGUACGCAUUGCAGUGGCAUCACUGGUGUAGUUCCCCUUUGACCGGAGUAAAUCUUUGGUUGUCAGUGGUGUCUAUUGGCGUCGUCUGCACCUUCUACACGACCAUAGGCGGUAUCAAGGCGAUCGUCAUGGCCGACGUGUUUAUGAGCUUCAUAAAGUAUGCCUCCAUCAUACUGCUUGCAGUGAAAGGGACCAUGGACGUCGGUGGCUGGCAGAGCGUCUACGAAAAGAACCUCAACUCUCAUAGACUUCAUUUGUUCGACUUUCAUCCGGACCCGACAGUUCGUCAUUCAGUGUGGUCCCUGGUUAUCGGAGGCACAUUCCUGUGGCUCACCAUGUACGCCGUUAACCAAGGAUGGGUACAGCGCUAUCUCAGCAUGCCCAACGUGGCCGCAGUUAGGAGAGCCAUGUGGGUGAACCUGUUGGGCGUGAUUGUACUCCAGAGUUUGCUGUGCUACGUGGGACUGGUCAUAUUCGCGCGAUACAGCGACUGCGAUCCCAUCAGCACAAGACAGGUCACGGCGGCGGACCAGGUAAACCCAUUUUUCGUCAUGGACAUACUGGGAAGCUACCCAGGUGUUCCUGGGCUCAUCGUGUCUGGAAUAUUCAGCGGAGGACUGAGCGGCGUAUCUGCAAGCCUCAGCUCCCUGGCGACAACGACACUUCAGGAUAUUGUAAAGACUUACAUCAAGCCGGACCUUGGAGAUAGGGCUGCUGGAAUCUUACUGAAAGUUCUAACUGUUGUGUUCGGAGUCAUCGUCGUCGCCAUGGUGUACGUGGCACAGCAGAUGGGGGACGUCCUACAGUCGGCGCUGUCCAUCCUUGGUAUUGUCGGUGGCCCUCUGGUCGGCGUCUACAGCCUCGGAAUCUUCGUCCCGUUCGCCAAUUCUAUUGGAGCCGUCGCGGGCUUGGUGGCUGGUGUGGCGACCCUGUCCUGGAUCACCGUGGGCGCCUAUCUCAGGAGGCCGCUUCACUGGCGACCACCGGUCUCGAUCGACGGUUGCGUCCCGCUGUACCUUAAUGCAACAGGACUUGAACAGCCAGUUCUUCCUUCUGUGAACAUCGACGCGCACAAUUCUCAGAUCGAGUACCUCUACCGCCUGUCCUACCUGUGGUACAGUUUUCUUGGUGCACUUAUCGUCCUUGUCCUGGGACCGUUCAUCAGCCUUCUGACAAUUCGAUGGUCAAAGCCGGUCGAAGAGCGCCUCCUGAUUAGGAUCACCUGCAACUGUUUCUCGAGAAGAGGCACAGAGCAAAACAUCAAGUCGCCUUCAGUGAACAGCGACAUUUCACACGACAGUGGUCCAUUUUUCGUGGAACCAAUUGUCACGGAUUCGUCCCAUCAUAACUUGGCGCAACUUGGUAUCAGCAACAGAUUGCCAGUGACACCACCGACAACCGGCACGAAGAAGCGAUUGAAAGAACUCAUCUUCCGGACAUUCAAUGGGACAGCACAGAAUAAGGUUUCUAAUGGGAAUGAUGUGCAGACCAGCUCAAUAACUACUGAUAACACGGCACCCUCAAGAGAUGACUGCAGCGGGACAACCAGCCAUGCAGUUACAUUUAUACCACCACCAGCUUAGACAACACGUGCCCGUCUUCCUCGUAAAAGGGGCCCUGAACCACCCCUCUGGCUUGGCAAAAAAACAGUUAACGGAUAGCAUACGCUGCUGUGAACAUCCCAGCCAAAUUUUGCAGUCGUGUGUGGAUCUUGCAAGCUUGGCGCGAAGUCACCUUUCUCUCAAACGCUCUCUUUUCAACAGAAGCCUGCUCCUCACUCUUCUCUGGAUGCUUUAUUUCGUAAUAUAGCAGAUUCCCAUACGCGGCUGCUAUUGGCAAA